CACGACCGUCUUCGACUCCACUCGGCGUCCCGCGGUGCGGCGCCAUGCGCUGGGCGCUGGGCGCUGCGCCCUUGAGGCCAUGGGUGUGUUUGCUGCUGGUGACGCUCGGCCACAGCACAGGCUGUGAGGAUGAUAGUGGCCUGCUGCAAGUGCUUUCAAGCCCCGUCGAAGCUGUGGAGCUGGGAAUUCUGAACGCUUCAAAGGCGCACUCAGCUGCGUCACCGAAGUCUUCACCAGGUGGCUUCCUCGGGCGCCUGGGAGACCUCGGGAGGUUCUGGUUGCAUUGGAUUGCUGAGCCGCUGCAAGCGCAGACCAUUCUGAGCGCCAACGUCUCGCAGAGUGCGCACCAUGCGGAGCUCACGCAGAGCCUGGUGUCACUCCAGGAGCAUGAUCCGACGGAUCUCGCGUGGAUGACGGUCCUCUUAGGCAGCCUCAUUGGACUAGCGCUGGUGGGGGCUGCGUGGUAUACCUUCCUCAGCCCACUGCAGAAGGAAAAGCCCAACGCCGAAGGCGAAAACGCAGGGCAAGGCAUGUCCGAGAUCCAGCUGAUGUUCAACAUUGUGAAGAGCGUGGUGGGCGAAGGGAUGCUAAGCCUUCCUGCGGGUGUCGCAGGUGGCACAGGCUUGUUGGCAGGCAGCAUGAUGACGAUCUUAUUCGCCAUGCUCAUGGGCUACACCUUUGCGCUCAUGGGCCGCGUUUGUCAGGCCACAGGGGGCCGAAGCCACAAGGAUUGCUGCGCCAAAGUGGCAGAGCCUUGGGUGGCGGAGAGCAUGGCCGUGGUGCUCUUCGUGAAAACGAUGUUCACGUGCUUGGCCUUCGCCAUCGUCAUCAGCGAGUCCUUCGCACGGAUCCUGCGCUUCGUGGGAGUGGAGGGGAUCAUGGCCAGCUCCCAGGCGGCACUCCUGAUCCUGACCUUCCUUGUCUUGAUCCCGCUUUGCUUGCAGAAACAGUUGCGUAUCCUCUCCUAUACCUCGAUGAUUGGAUGCUUUGGGCAGGUUUGGGUGGUGCUCAGCAUGCAGAUCCGCUAUUUAGAUGGCUCCUACCGGCCGGGUGGCCAGUUCUAUGACAGCUUGCCCAAAGAGGACCAGCCGGACUUCACCCUGGGAGUCAUCUAUUGGAAGACCACGGUGGCGAGCUUUGUGCUUUUGGGCUCCUUGAGCACAGCCUUUAUUGCGCACUACAAUGCACCGAAGUUCUACAGCCAGUUGCAGGAUGCGACUCCGGAGAAGUUCCAGAAGGUGGUCUUCGGAGCCUUCACCUUCGCCAUGGUCAUCUACCUUUGGGUCAUGGCAGUGGGCUACUUGACCUUCGGCUCCAAUGCCGAUGGUCUCAUCCUCAACAACUACUCCGAGAAGGAUGUGCUGAUCACCACGGCCCGCUUCGCCAUCAGCUUUGCCGUGGUCUUCGCCUUUCCCUUGGGCUUCACCGGGCUCCGCGACUCCAUGAUGUCCACCUUUGAAAUUCCGGAGGAUCGCUUCCUUCCGGUGACCUUUGGACUUUUGAGCGUCAUCGUCCUGGGCGCCUGCUGCUUUCAUGACCUGGGCCUCGCGAACAGCCUGGGUGGUGCCGUGCUGGGUGCGAUGAUCACCUUGAUCUUCCCAGGAAUCCUGCUUUACUGCGCGGGGCAAAAGCAGUCCUCGGACCACGAGGAGUUCGGCCCCAAGGAGAUGACCUACGGCGCUUAUGGCGUCUUGGUGCUGGGUGCCGUCCAAUUAUUGUUCGGAUCCACGGUGGUGAUCCUGAAGAAGUUCUUUCCUCAAGUUCUACAUCUCUAGGAGUGAAGGUCGGCUCAGUGGCACCCAACCCGUUCGCGGUGGUGACCCUCACAACGAACGGGUGACAUGGAGCCUUCACCAACAUGUAGCAGUUGGUUCGGUUCCAGGGUCGCCUCUGGGAGUGAACAAACCUGACCCGCUGUGGUUGGCAGCGCUGCCAGAACUGCGAUGGCCAGCCCUGUCUCUGUGCGAAAUCGAAGAAAUCAUCGACUUGUAGAGCAGUGUGUUUUCCGCGGGCAAUGGCCAGGCCGGCAUUUUUUCACCCAAACAGAGACGCCACGAUGCGUCAAGCCACGAUGGACGUGGGUCCUCGUGCUUGCUUCGAUCCACUCGGGUGCCGCGGCGUGCGGAACGAGAGCAGCCACGACGGGGUGCGGAACGGCUCCCGUUUUUGACGGCUCCCGAAUGGCCUGAAAGAGGAAAGAGG
Molecule: messenger RNA, 2202 nt
Organism: Durusdinium trenchii
Lineage: Eukaryota; Dinophyceae; Suessiales; Symbiodiniaceae
Source: the annotation of a GenBank genome assembly